AUGUCAUCGCUACCAAAAUUGCGCUCGCGUCAAAAAAAUCAAGAGCAACAGACCGCGGUGGAACCAACAACAGACCCCCAAAAUGCAGCAAUCCCACAAAAGAAUCCACAGUCCACGCAAAAGGCCCAACCUUUGCGUCGGCAGCGAAUCGUGCGUCAACCAAGCCUCUGGGAAAGAAUCUUUAGUGCACCUUUAGAUUAUCUAAUAAUGAUAAUAAACGACUAUGAUUCAUUUGACUGGGAUGCUCUCUUGACAGCUAUCGCGUUAAACUGCAUGCUGAUUAUUGUGAAAAUUUGUUAUCGAUUUGAUCGACCUGAAUUUUCUUCAGAAUAUAAGAGAUUAAUGGAUAAAUCCUCUUACGCGUUAAAAUUGGAAUUAGCUGAAUAUGGGUUUUUGAUGACAAGCAUAAUCAAUUUCAUCUAUCUUGCAGUACAAACUAAAAAGUAUCAGAUGUUUUGCUAUCGGAAGCUGGAACAACCGGCGACUUCAAAUGCACAUUUGGUCAAUUUCAAUAAAGAUACGCCUUCUUGGGCAGAUUCAUAUUGUGGCAGAAUAUUAUAUCCCAUUUGUAGUUAUUUCUUUAAAUCGGAUACUUCUCUUAACCGGAGACAAAUAUGGGAAUUAAAUAUGUGGAAUCCAUCAAGUUUCUCACUACAUUUAUUUUGCUACUUUUCUCCUCCUCAAGUAAUGGUCUUGAUGGGUCUUAAUUCCGAAAAUUGGCAAUAUUAUUUGCCGAUUGCUGCAUUCAUUGCAUUACAGGUGUACGUUCUAGUGAAAAUCUAUACAACUCAUAUCAAAGAUAAGCAAGUUCUAUUUAGUGAAGUAACUUAUGAAUAUGACAAUAAAUUUGUUUAUCCAACCAUCUUCAAGAAAAAGAAUGAUGUGGCAACACAAACGGAUCCACUCAUAGAAUGGGAUAUAGUUCAAUAA
This is a messenger RNA of Ambispora leptoticha, 930 nucleotides long. NCBI's taxonomy places the organism in Eukaryota, Fungi, Glomeromycota, Glomeromycetes, Archaeosporales, Ambisporaceae. The record is from the annotation of a GenBank genome assembly.